This is a messenger RNA of Punctularia strigosozonata HHB-11173 SS5, 648 nucleotides long. RefSeq lists its product as uncharacterized. The transcript has 2 exons. The record is from RefSeq and is a predicted model, not a curated record. NCBI's taxonomy places the organism in Eukaryota, Fungi, Basidiomycota, Agaricomycetes, Corticiales, Punctulariaceae. Bases 1 to 648 code for a protein of 215 amino acids.
AUGCUUUAUCGCACUAUACACUCACCCACGACGGGAAACUUGUUAUAUGACACCUACGGGCGCGAGUACGAUCUGUCCAGCGUCAGCGACGUUGAGACCGCAUCAAAUCUGACAGGGCUCGGUCGAACGAUGGGCCAGGCCGUGUCCUGGGGCGGAAAACACCUUGGUCAUGCCAUCGCUGCGGCGGCCGAGCGACCCGCCGCUAGUCCAUCGAUUCCCACAUCCUCUAUAAACAGGGAGACCUUGCUAUGCGACACUUACGGGUGCGAGUACGACCUCGCCAGUAUCAGUGAUGCCGAUACCGCGUCGAACCUGACGGGGCCAGGCCGAACGGUGGGCCAGGCCGUGUCGUGGGGCGGAAAACGCUUCAAUUAUGCGAUUGCUGUGGCAGCCAAGCGUCUCGCCGUUGGCCCAUCUGGCCAGCUAAUGAUUCUUGUGAACACCGCAUCUGGCAUGAGAGCCUAUGGGAACCGUCGUUAUCAGCAGAAGGAGAUGACCUGGAAAACAACGACCUUCGAUCGGAUAGUGCAAGCGUUGUUUGAUAUCGGCAAGAUGACUAAGGCAAAGUCAAAGCCAAUCGAUAAUCCUCCAAGUCCAGCUGAGGAUGAGGACUCGAAGCCCAAAAGGGACAGACUCGUCCAAGAGUGA